ACUUGACUCAAUACCUAUUUUAAUAGUGAAAUGGAUCAGUGCUCCACUCGGGUCAAAUCUUACCCCACAACCUCCCUCGGUCGCCAGUAGCGAGGCGUGCUCGUGAUUAUGUCAGUCGGAGGUCAGUGACCCCGAGAUGAAUGCUCGGAGCAUCGCGUUCGAGCUGUCCAUGGAGGGUCGGCAGGUGGACGAGGUGGUCGCCAGCAUCUUCCACACCGUGCUGUUCCACCGCUCCAGCGGCAAGUUCACCUACAACAACGAGGAGAGCUACUCCAUCCGCACCGUCAGCUAUGUCGACGUCGACUGCGACUUUAUCGACUUCACCUACGUCUGCUGCGAGUCGGAGGCGCUCGGGAGGAACGUCAAACGCGAGAUAUCCGACUUUUCCGACUUGCUCCGCGGCGCCGAAAACACUGCCACUCCUCGCGGCUCAAUCAGCUUAGAGUUUUUCCAAAAGCGUCGCGCGCGCUGGCCGUUCCAACCCGAAUGUGUCCCCUGGGAGGUGUGGACCGUGUACUGCGAGCUGGCCGAGGCGCGCUCCGAGCACGACAUGCGCGCGCAGCACGAGGGCGUCGUCGAGAUGCUGCAGGACAAGAUCGUCUUCAUCACGGAGAUCAUCAACCGGCACGAGUACGUGCCCAAGAUGCCGAGCCGCUCCGACGCGGACCUCAUCUUCGACACCUCGUACCCCGACAUCCAGCCGUACCUGUUCAAGAUCCACUAUAACUUGUCCGGCGCGCCGCCGCUCACGGUGGGCAACACUGUCCGCAAACUGAUACGAGACACGCUUUCGUUGUGAUGUCUGUCUCUCUAUUAUCUAUAACAUGUUUGCACAAAACAUGCCCUCUGUUCAAAGUGUAAAAUGACCUACAAGUUUAAAGGCCUGGGUAACAAAAAUGCAGGUUUUAAACUGCCCUGACGCGCUUGAAGUCAGCGUAGCAAUAGACUGGUCAAAGUGUAUCAAGAGGGUAUAUAAAAUAGAACACCGAUGCCUAGAUUCCCUAUUUUUCGGCUAUUUCUAAAUCGAUGUGUGAUAAAUAUUCGCUAUUCCGCUUUAUAUAAAUAUUAUAUUGUACAUCAAAAUUUUAAUUGGACAUGUAAAUUGUAAAUAAUUAUGACAAUUAUAAAUGUAAUUAAGUAA
This is a messenger RNA of Leguminivora glycinivorella, 1141 nucleotides long. RefSeq names its product autophagy-related protein 101 (gene Atg101). Gene Ontology annotation, biological process: autophagosome assembly; autophagy. NCBI's taxonomy places the organism in Eukaryota, Metazoa, Arthropoda, Insecta, Lepidoptera, Tortricidae. The record is from RefSeq and is a predicted model, not a curated record. Bases 137 to 799 code for a protein of 220 amino acids. Gene Ontology annotation, cellular component: phagophore assembly site. The transcript has a single exon.